CCGGUCUGCGCUACUCUUUCCUUUGAACCAUCCAUCCACUACAGACAAAAUGGCGCCCUCAGCUACCGGUGGCAAGAAGCAGAAGAAGAAGUGGUCCAAGGGCAAGGUUAAGGACAAGGCCCAGCACGCCGUUGUCCUCGACAAGGCUGUUGCUGAGAAGCUCAACAAGGAUGUCCAGACCUACCGCCUGAUCACCGUCGCCACCCUCGUCGAUCGUCUCAAGAUCAACGGCAGCCUUGCCCGCCAGGCUCUCGCUGACCUCGAGGAGCGCGGCCAGAUCAAGAAGAUUGUCGGCCACAACAGCCUGAACAUCUACACCCGUGCCGUCACCGCCGAGUAAACGUUUCGUUUAUCGUCAUUUCUCGCGGUUCUUUUAUUUCCUUUGCUACGAAUGAUAUCAUAAGGGAAGCUUCGGCUGGGCGUGGUGUAUGGAUCCGACGCCCGAGACACUCGGAAGUGGAACAGUUUGGCCUGAUGGACUAGUGUCUAGCAGUACGAAUGAAAUAAAAAAGUUACAAAACUUCCAUAUUGUUUCCGAAUUGACCAAACCCCGC
Molecule: messenger RNA, 554 nt
Organism: Penicillium pulvis
Lineage: Eukaryota; Fungi; Ascomycota; Eurotiomycetes; Eurotiales; Aspergillaceae
Product: 40S ribosomal protein eS25
Exons: 4
Coding region: 50-340 (96 amino acids)
Cellular component (GO): cytosolic small ribosomal subunit
Molecular function (GO): structural constituent of ribosome
Source: RefSeq, a predicted model, not a curated record